Messenger RNA from Neurospora hispaniola, 1431 nucleotides. RefSeq lists its product as uncharacterized. The record is from RefSeq and is a predicted model, not a curated record. The coding region runs from base 1 to 1431 and encodes 476 amino acids. The transcript is spliced from 4 exons. Gene Ontology annotation, cellular component: endoplasmic reticulum. Lineage: Eukaryota; Fungi; Ascomycota; Sordariomycetes; Sordariales; Sordariaceae. Gene Ontology annotation, biological process: polyprenol catabolic process; dolichol-linked oligosaccharide biosynthetic process. Gene Ontology annotation, molecular function: 3-oxo-5-alpha-steroid 4-dehydrogenase activity.
AUGGAAGACCUGUGGAAGCCAUUACUCGACAACACUACACUAGCAGCGGUUCUACAGAGGCUGAACGAUAUCACCCCCUCACAAUGGUGCCAAGCCUACUACCUCUUUACCGCGGGCGCGGUGGUGGCCGUAGCAGCCAUGCCCAAUGAAGUGAGCAGGAGGCUGGUUGAUUAUGGGGCGAGGAAAGUUCAGUCCGAGGUGUCUCGGUCUGGGUCUAGAUCUGAGGGGGAAGAGGAAAACGACACCGGCAGGGGCACGGGAAGUGAAGCCGAAGUCAAAGCCAAAGCCAAUCGUGUGGAGCGCGGCGGCAAGAACUGGUUGCUCUCCUUAACCGACACCCUCACCUCCUACGGCCAAGUUCCGCACUCCUGGUUCAUCACGUUUUACGUGGCAUCUAUGGCAUGCUCGCUGUUAUGGUUUUGGCAGUUUGCCGUUGAUGGGAGGGUGUUGAGGGUGGUUACUUGCAGUCAAGCCUCUCCUACGGCGAAGGGGGAAGACGAAAGAGGAGGAGUGUCGGCGUCUUCAGUUACUCUCGGUCAAGUCGGCCUGGCCUGGACGAUGAUGUUUCUCCAGGGAAGCAGACGGCUGUACGAAGACUCGUUGGUGCACGGAAAGUCCAAAUCUACCAUGUGGAUCGUGCAUUGGGUUUUGGGGCUCAGUUAUUAUCUGUUUACCAGCGUGGCUGUUUGGGUUGAGGGAUCUGGAGCAAUCGACUAUACCAUGCCGUCUUUCAAGGCGUUGGUUGGAACCUUCAUGUUCCUCUACGCUUCAGUCAACCAGUACAGAUGUCACAGGCACCUCGCCGGGUUGAAGAAGUAUUCCCUUCCUGAUCUGGGCCUGUUCCGCUACCUGAUCUGUCCUCACUACUUCUGCGAAUGUCUGGUCUACCUUUCACUCGCGGUCGUUGCCGCUCCCCAGGGAGAGCUGCUUAACAAGACGCUCUUGUGCGCUUUGGUGUUUGUCGUGGUCAACCUCGGGGUGACGGCAGCGGGUACGCGGAAGUGGACCCAGCUUGCUCCCCAGCUUGGAGACUUUCAGAACAUCGCGAUACGUGAGGCUGACCCGGACUCCCCUCUGGUUUUCCCCGUUUUGGUACAGCGACGGCUCGCGGAGAAGACUCCAGUUUGCAAUGGUCCGCUCCGACAUGUUCACGUCGGCCGAAAGAGGGUCAAUGCCAUGAAGAAUCCUCCACACGGGCUCCGAAUCGAGGGCCCCGUCUUCUUUGGCCCUGUAGAGGUUGAGGCACAGACUCGAUCCAAGGCUCACUGUGCAAACCACGGGGUGGUAUGCCGCUCCGUCCUUGUGCGGCAUAAUGCCCGUGUUGGGAGGGUAUUCGUUAAUAAGGACGUGGUUAGGCCGGCCGUGGGGGCUAUCCGCGAAGAUGUGCUGCUGCUGCUGUUUCUCUUUCUCAUCGCCACUGCUAUCGGAUGA